This is a messenger RNA of Ectocarpus sp. CCAP 1310/34, 2267 nucleotides long. The record is from the annotation of a GenBank genome assembly. NCBI's taxonomy places the organism in Eukaryota, Phaeophyceae, Ectocarpales, Ectocarpaceae.
UGCUCCCACAAGUGCUACUCUACCUGCUUCACCACUUCCUUCUUCACGAUCCCGUACAUAGGACCAGAUCAACUGCUAUCCAGCAUCUCUUCACGGCGCCCGUAUCGUUGAUUCGCUACGCUGUCGUCCAGUCUUUGACAAGAAAAGAUGGUCAGGUUCAUGUUUCUCGGUGUGGGGGCGACAUUGCUGGGCUUCAGCUGCAGGGCAGACGCUUGGGGCGGGGGCAAGAAGAAAGAUGAGGAGCCAGAGAUGCCCACGGGGAAGGAUGCCGUCGAACUUGGCCGCGCCGGUUUCCGCCAAGUAGCGGGCGAUGUCGGGCUCAUGAACGACCUGCUUAAAGAUCUCGAAGACCCCGAGACCCUCAAGGAGGUGGAGAAGCUCAUGAACGACAAGAACUUUAAGAAGGAGAUGAACAAGUUGAUGGAGAGCGACGAGUGGAAGAACGGUGCCACCGACGCCACAAACUUCCUCCAAGACCCCAAAGCCAUGGAAGCCAUGGCGAAGAAGACGAAAGAAUACACCGACUUCAUCGCUGCCGGCCCCGGGAAGGACGGCAAGAGGGACGCUGCCAUGGGCCUCAACGCGGCGUCGGCGGCGAUGAUGGACCCUAACUUCAUGAAGGACGCCAUGGAGAUGAUGAAGGACCCCGCUGUCAUGAAGCAGGUGGAGGAGACGAUGAAGAACCCGGAAUUCAUGAAGCAGAUGAAGGAGGUGAUGGACAACCCGGCCAUGAAGGAACAGCUUGCGAAGGCCGGCGCCAACAUGGAAGAAUUGAUGAAGAACCCCGAGCUCAUGGCGGAAGCACAGAGGCAGAUGCAGGCCCUGAUGGGGGGUGCGGCGGCGGCGUGAGCUACACAUAUCUAACGGGGAAGAAGCACGCGGGGAGAGAAAGAGGACACUUGCUUAAGGAGACAGGCGACGGUGUUUUUUGUGUGUCAUUUUGUCGUCGGCGACGGUCACGUGUUGUCCAUUGUGGUCACGGCUUUGCCCGCGAUGGAGUCGUGCUUUUAGAAUCAAGGCUCAAUCCCGUGCCCUGGGUUGCUUUGCUCACACACACGCGCACACAGCCCGCGUGCACUGGCAGGACGCCGUGGUACACUUAGGUGGUCGUUGCGUGGGGUCUCUGUCUGCUUGUCUGUCUCUGCGGAUGGCGCAGCUAUCGUAGAACUCAGAGAUGGCUGUCGUAGACUUGAAUGACAGCAGUUAGACUAGCGGGAGACGAAGGAGUACAGGCCAACAAACCGCAUCGUAUCCUCUUUUGUUUUUUGGGGAGCUCAGGUCAUGUCGGGAGCACGGAUGGCCGUGAAUUGCGUCUGUUUUCUAUCUUGUCUGGUGUGUGCCACGAUCUGGUCUAGCCUUUCUUUCUCGGCGCCUUGCUGCUGCCUCCGCUGUACCUCUCGUUUCUGUAUGCGCGGUAUUUUGCCGGAUGUUCGAACGGAUAGGUGGUUGUUUUGGCCAAGGUAAAUGCCCAGGCAUAUUCAAAGGAUGAAGACUACACGUGUAGACUACACGUAAGCAUCAGAUGCGAAUCGAUACAGCUUGACCUCGGGGAUGCGAGGUUCGGGAGUGUGGUGCUUUCGGUUUUUCUUUUUUUCGAUUUUUUUUUAGAAGGGAGAGAAAGGUAACCCGUCGCUAUGUAGGAUGUGAGUGUUCUCGGAGUAAAUCGCGGAUCUCCUCGCUUGUAUUCCGGUAGUGCCUAUUUAUUGUAAGUGAAGAGGGUGCCAUUUUUGAAUGAACACCCCGAUGCGCAGUGGCCUGGGUGGCAACGCAGCGUUCUUUCCUCUAUAGAGCUUUGAUAUGAUUUAGAGUAUUUUUGGUGGAUUCCCUAUAUUUGGGGGGGGCCGACCUGACCUGUCUAAAGUGUUUGAGGCCGUGAGAGAUCUCGCGCCCACAAGUUUAGACGUUUGUUGUUGCCGAGGGACGGGAGGGACGCUAGAUUAUCCAGCAUGGCCUGCACACAAGUCGUUGCCUCCCCGAAGGCCCGACGUGGUCGCGUCUAUUGUUGUCCUGAUGCAACCCCCGUCUAGUAGCAACGCGUGUUUUUUUUGGAGGCCGAAAGAACGCUCCUCAUGAAGUGGAACAACCAAACAUUGCAAACAAACUAGCGAAAGGUUCUGCCCACAACGUUCCCCCGCUUUUGGUGGGGUUUUCGUAUGUCGUGUCACCCGCGAAGGACUAUUUCGUUGAGAUUUUAAGCGUUGCGACGACGGCUCUUGUAGUCCUUUAGACGACCUGGACGUCGGAUUGUCUUCCGAUGACAGCCCUCC